AUACGUUUUUUUUUCUCGCCACGAAUGUGUGUUUCUGUAUGUGUGUGUGUGUGGGGGGGGGGGGAUUACAGCUGCACUGUCUCUUUAAGAAACCCGGAAGUGAUUCCCUCCCGUGUGUUCACUGGUCGCAGGUUCCAAACCCACGGACAGCUGAUCUCCCUCCCGCCGGCAAUGAUCUCCCACCCCGUCAUCUGGGCCUUUCGUAGCAGUGCGAGGUGCUGGCGACACCGGGCUGUUCUCAAAGUGUCUCUGCGGGCCUCGGUCGUCGGUGGUCGGCGCUGGUACUCGUCCCCGAAUCGCGUCGGUGUCACGGGCAUGGAGGAGAUUCUGGCGAGGGUCGUCGCACCGUUACCCACGUACGAGACGAGAGACAAGUCCCCACCUCCCCCCGAAUCGAACAGCCUGGACUUCAUGCACUUCUACAAAAGUCUCGAGAAGGAGGACAGACUCGGCUUCCUGACGAAGCUGUCGCAGGACUUCGGGGUGGACCACAGGAGCGCGUCGGAGCUGGCCGGGAAGCUGCUGGACACGCAGCUGCGGGACCUGGCGACCAUUUUGCAGGUCGAAGACAGGCUUCGGUACUGCCUGACUCCCCGCUACAAGCAGCUGCUCAAUCACAUAAGCAGGGUCGAGGGUGGCGUGAAGUUUCUGGUGGACCUGCGCGCCGACGUGCUGGAAAUAAUCUCGUCCAAAGCGAGCGAGAGCCCGCACAUCAAGCACCAAAACCUCAAGGACCUGAACGGGACGCUGAAGAGUUUGCUGUCCGAGUGGUUCUCGGUAGGUCUGCUCCGACUGGAGAGAAUCACCUGGCAGUCCCCCUGUGAGAUCCUGCAGAAGAUCAGCCAGUACGAGGCGGUGCACCCGGUGAGGAACUGGACUGACCUGAGGCGCAGAGUGGGGCCGUACCGCCGCUGUUAUGCCUUCACCCACGCCGCCAUGCCGGGAGAGCCCCUGGUCGUGUUGCACGUGGCCCUCACCGAGGACAUCUCCGAUAACAUUCAGAGCAUCGUCCGGGAGUUCGCCACCGUCGACACCGAGGAGGAUGUUAACAAGAUAAACGCGGCCAUCUUCUACUCCAUCUCCUCCACCCAAGCCGGCCUGCAGGGGGUCGAGCUGGGCAACUACCUCAUCAAGAGGGUGGUGCGGGAACUGCAGGGCGAGUUUCCUCACAUGGCCCAGUUCUCCAGCCUGUCGCCCAUCCCGGGCUUCUCCUCCUGGCUCCAGGGCCUCCUCAGCCAGAGCAGAAAGGAGGGCCGGGGCUCCGAGCUCCUCUCCGAGCAGGAGUGGAAGGAGGUGGAGCAGGCCACCGACUCCUCCCCGGGCACGCCGGCGGUCGACGCCCUCCGCAAGCUGGUCGGCACCAGCGAGUGGCUGCGCUCGGAGCGGCUGUGCCGCGUCCUGGAGCCCGUCCUGAUGCGCCUCUGCGCCUGGUACCUCUACGGGGAGAAGAGGCGCGGCUACGCCCUCAACCCGGUGGCCAACUUCCACCUGCAGAACGGCGCCACCAUGUGGCGGCUGAACUGGCGCGCCGACACCAGCCCCAGGGGCGCGGCGAACUCCUGCGGCAUCAUGGUGAACUAUCGCUACUUCCUGAGCGAGACGUCCAAAAACAGCUCCCUGUACCUGCAGAGCAAGGCCGUCGCGGCGUCCGAGCAGGUCCUGGGACUGGUGUCCCAAUUUCAGAAGAACAGCAAACUCUGAGAGGGACAGCGAAGACGCCCAUUAACAGAUACGCACUUGAUAUCGCAGGGUCAAUACUGACUGACACACUUUAUUUUGUUUAAUUUGCCUUUGAUGUUUAAUUUAAAGGAAAAAGAAACCAGCUCUGGGUGCUCCAUUAAAUGAUCAUCAGCCGAUAUUGUUUCUGAAUUUGCAAUCAGACCAUUAAUCACACGACAUGUCUCAUCCCAUCUUCUGUAUUUAGUGCAUAGGUUAGUUGUUUCUGCCUCAUUGAGUUUCUGGCAGAAGGUGAUGUGUAAGUGUUUCCCCGGGCUGAGCGACCGUGGCUAAUGGAGCACGAGGCAUCUAUCAAUGCUUUUCCAUGUUCCAGGAUAACCGUGUGUGAUGGUGACGCAGGGAGCGGCGAGCGAGCGAGCGCGGCUACCGGAAUAAACGAUGUUUAGAUUCUUUCUUCUGGCUGGCUCAAUGCAAAGAAUGAGACCUAUUGAAUUUUUUUUCUUUUUCUUGGGUUGGUUUUAUAUAUAUAUAUAUAUAUAUAUAUAUGCACACCUGCUGUUACAUUGCUUACAUCCAUGAAGGCUCAAUACACAGAGGCAUGAAAUCACAUAUUUAGAAAUAUUAUUUCAUAUUAAAUAACUAAAGAAAACUGGAUUUAAAUUUUAUUUUUUUCCUGUUGUGUAUCAUCAUUGCUCGUCUUUUACAGUUCUAGCUCGGAUUCCACUGGGUUGGCCCCUCCUGGUACCUCCUUUCAGGUACCUUCUCACACACACACACAAACACACACUAACUCACUCACUCACUCACUCACUCACUCACUCACUCACUCACUCACUCACUCACUCACUCACUCACUCACACACACACACACACACACACACACACACACACACACACACACACACACACACACCGCGACUCCGGAGAGCCAUUGCUGAUGUUCUAACUACUCUGUACAGGUGCCAAGCAGGGCUCAUAUCAGCCCACACCCCAUUGUUGUGAAAUAAUAUAUCACAGCAAGUUGACUGUGAAAUUACAUUUUAUCUCUCCGGGGAGCCAACCUUUCUUUUCUUUUUCCUUUUUUUUUUCAUACUCUCUCCCUCCCAUCCCCCUUGUCUCUGCCUGUGCUGCUCUGUGUCCUAGAAACUAAUGGACUGAGAAAUAAAGUUAAAGUACAAUGCUA
Scophthalmus maximus (turbot) is the source of this 2860-nucleotide messenger RNA. It is a transcript of the gene mlycd, whose product is annotated as malonyl-CoA decarboxylase. The record is from RefSeq and is a predicted model, not a curated record. Gene Ontology annotation, molecular function: malonyl-CoA decarboxylase activity. Gene Ontology annotation, biological process: malonyl-CoA catabolic process; acetyl-CoA biosynthetic process; fatty acid biosynthetic process. Bases 25 to 1701 code for a protein of 558 amino acids. The transcript has 7 exons. NCBI's taxonomy places the organism in Eukaryota, Metazoa, Chordata, Actinopteri, Pleuronectiformes, Scophthalmidae. Gene Ontology annotation, cellular component: mitochondrial matrix; peroxisomal matrix.